Melanaphis sacchari is the source of this 5674-nucleotide messenger RNA. RefSeq lists its product as uncharacterized. NCBI's taxonomy places the organism in Eukaryota, Metazoa, Arthropoda, Insecta, Hemiptera, Aphididae. The transcript has 14 exons. The record is from RefSeq and is a predicted model, not a curated record. Bases 397 to 5631 code for a protein of 1744 amino acids.
UGACUAUGCUAAAACGCCUAAACAAAAUAUGUCUAAGAUGGCGGUGAUGAUUAUUGAUGAGUGGUGACCAACACAAUAUGUGUAUUUUACAUAUUAUCCGUGUUGCUACCGGUCUAUAAAAUUCUUUCUUGGUUGUGAUAACAUUACGAAAUUAAUUUAAUAUUCUUUGGAAACAAUUUUAUAAAUGAGGCCCGCGCCCCAUAGAGCACAAUCCUCAAUUUUCAUUCCUCAUCAUAGUGAAUUGUGACCACAUUGAACGAUUCGGCUUUUGGUUAAAAUUUCUUAAUUAUCUUCUUUCGCUCCAUGAUAUUUUAAAAACGUACAUGAAGAGUUAUUGAAAACGUAACCCGUAUGGUAAUGUAACUUAUGUCUCGUUCCUGUUCAAGAAAAUAAACCAUGGAGAAAUUAUUAGUACCUCAUAAGUAUGCUAAUAAUGACCUUUAUAUUACUCAUGCUGAAUUUCAAGGAUGUUUCAUAAAAAUUUGGGCAAACUUUUAUUCUCAAAAAAGAACAAAUUUAGAAAAAAAUAUACAAGAUUAUGAAAAUUACUCUAGGGAAUGUAACAAAUUGGACUUAUUUGGAAACAAAUUAUACGUAUAUACUUGGAAAAAUGACUAUGAAUCCAGAGUUUAUAGAUGUCGAAUUCUACAUUCAGAUUUAGUAGCCAAAACUCACAAUAUAAUACUCAUAGAUUAUGGCCGAACUAUGGUGGCAUCAUUUUUUGAUGUAAGAGAAGUAAUCCAGGAUGUAGAUCCAUCUUUUUUAAUUGAUUUGUGUCAAAGAGCUACUGUAUACACAUUUUUGCUUAGUACAUUCAUUAGUAAACCAAAAUCAAACAAUGAAUUAGUUAAUAUUUUGUGUAAUAAAUACUACAAGUAUAGAAGGGACUUUGAAGUUGGUGGUAUCACAUUUGUAUCAUUAUUUGAUGUUGACAAAAUACUAAUUGACAAAGGCAUAGCAGAUAAUAUAAAUUUAUCUACAAUGAUAACCAUCGCUAAAAGUAUGGAAUCAACGAUUGAAUUAAACAAUAAAACUGACAUGAUAAACAGUUUCCCAAUUAAAAGUAACUCUUUAGGCUCUGGUUCUUUUCUACGAUCCCAACAUUUAGACUAUGUUACUUUAAUAGACAUAUCUGUCACAAGAGUUGUUAUGGAUAACACUUCAGUUUUAUUAACAGUCCGGAUACUUGAUAAUGAAUCUGAAGCAUUAGCUAAUAUGUUAAAUUCAAUUGACAGACAAAAUUUAAAACUGGCACCUGUUCUUGAAGUGUAUACUCCUUGUUUGAUUAUUUUGCAUAACAAAUUGGUUAGAGCUAUAAUUUUAGAAGUAAAAGUUGAUCAAUUAUAUAUUGAUCUAGUUGAUUACGGAAUUAAAGAAUUAGUUCCCAGGACUAUAGUUUUUGAAAUACCUCCGAAUUGCUAUUUAAUUGAAAUGCGGUCUUUGAAUGUAUUACUAGACAAACCAAAUGAUGUUAUUUUAAACCAAAACAUGUUUAUUCAAAAAUAUUUUCAAAUGUUACCUUUGAAAAUGGAUCCUAAUUUUGGUUUAUAUAAAGUUAAAUUGUUCAAAAAAAAUAAUGAAGAACUUGUAGAUGUAGGCAAUGUGUCAAAAAAUAAUUAUGAGCAAUGUUCAAUAUCUUUGAAAUCUCAAGAAAUGUUUUCAAUAACUGAAAUAAAUGAUGAGAUUAAAAGCAUUGAAAACAAUGUUGAAAUGUGUACAACACCGAUAAACCAUUUUAAAUGUAUUCAAAAUGGAAAACAAAAUACAAAUCUUGAAGAAAUUAUAAGUAAAGAUUCAAAAAUGAAAAAAAAUACCGAUUCAGAAAUAAAAGAAAUCAGUAAUUUAGAAAUGAAAGAAAUCGUAUAUCUAGAAGUAGUAGAAAAAGAACCAGAAAUUAUAAAACAUAUUUUGCCAACUAUGUCCUUAGAGAAAGAAACUUUAAAUGACACACAAGAAAUUAUUGGUUUAUUGAUUUUUUACAAAUCACCAUUUAACUUUAGUAUAAGACAAUAUAAUCCAAAUUUUGAACCUUUUAUGAACCAUAUUAAAACCGUAUUAAACUCUCGUUAUAUUUUAAAAAAAUGUGAACUUGUGAAAAACAUGUAUGUUAUUUAUCAAAUUCAAUCAAAUUCUAUAUAUCGUGCUAAAAUAAUUGACAUGGAUACUGAAAUUAAAAAGAUUAAAUUACAAUUGAUUGAUGAAGGCGAUAAAAUAAUCGAUGAACAUUUUGAUAAAAUCAAAUUGUACAAUUUUGUUGAAAAUGAUUACAGUUUACCCAAACAAUUAGUACUAAAUUGUUCAUUGAGUGACAUGUGGUUUCCUGUUAUAAAUAUUGAUACAACAUUAAUAUUACAACCACACUUUAAAAUAGGUCAACUUUAUAAGAUUCUAAUUGUAAAAACUGACGAGUCUGGUAAUAAGGUAGUACAGAUGAUUCAUAAAGAUACCAAUGUUGAUGUUUCUAAUGCUAUUCUUCAAUCUGGAAUUGGGCAACGUUUAAAUGCUGCUAUGAAAACAGAUGAAAAUCCAUAUGAAGAAAACUUAUUAGUAGGUCAAAGUUUUAUCUCAUAUGUUUAUAACUAUCAUUUAAAAAUAACCAUUCAACCUGAACCAAAUACUGUUGAUGAACUGGAAGAAGAAAUUCUGAAACACAUCAAUGAAAAUCUUGAUUCUAAAUCAACGGAUAUUGAUUAUUCCCAAAGUACAUAUUGUUUAGCAACUAUUGAUAAUGAACAAUGGUAUAGAGCUUAUAUAAAAAGUAUAAAUGAAGAGUCUAUCAUAGUAAACAUGUUUGAUAUUGGCUUAUUGACUGAUGUACCUUUAAAUCAGAUUCGACCAAUUACAAGUAAUUUAAUGAGGAAACCUCAGCUUUGUUUGAAUUGUCAUUUAGAAACUAAAGACUUAGAUGUUAGAAUUACUGAAAAAACAUUGUAUAAUGUUACAGUAAAAUCUAUUGAUUCUAAUGGAAUGUUGUGUAUUAAUAUUAAAGAACAUAAAUCCGCUCCACUUUCCACUCCAAUUAUUCGUGGAAUUGAGAAAAUAUCAUUUUUAAAUGUUGAUGGUGAUUUGACUUACUUGCAGAGAUCUCAAGAUAUAUCAAAAGUUGAACAAAUAUCUGAAAAGCUAUCAAAAUUGAAUGGUAAAUUAGAAAGUAAAGCUUCCAUAGUACCAGGUGACAUAUACAUGUUUGAAAAUUAUGGUAAAUAUUAUAGAUGUGUAGUUAAAUCAAUUAAUUCUAUAAUGGUAGUUGUACAUUGCAUUGACUUUGGUUAUGAAAAGCAAAUAGAAAAGAAAAAAUUACAAUAUUUGGGGCGUACUAAAAUAGCACUGUUACCAGCACUUGUUAUCACUGUUAAAACAUUCCCGAUGGCAAUUAACAUGUGUAAAACAAUUUUCCUAUCCUAUAUGCAUGUAGAUCAAGAUGGAACACUUAAUACUUUCCCUUACAAUAUGACAUCAAUAGAGUCAGAAAAUAAAUUAAUGAAAACUCUUGAAAAUGGAUGUUUAGUAAAAGUCACAUGUGUUUACUCAGACAGUCAUUGUUGGAUUGUUCCUCAUUUAUUCAAUGAUAGGCUAAAGUUUAUUUCGAAUAUUCUUAUAAAAAUGCAAUCAAAAAUGAUACCGGCUGUGACUGAAAUUGGUUCAAUGUGUGCUGCCUUACAUUCAGUAACAAAAAAUUGGCAUAGGGCUCUAUUAUUAGAUAUUGAUGAAAGUACUGAAAACGUUUUGUCGAUAGAUACAGGUGAACGGUUUAAAGCAUUGAAAACCACUAAAUUGGUUAGUGAAAUUCAAAAAAUACCAAAUUGUGCCUUACGCUGUCAAGCAAUGUCAAAUGUAAAUAUUAAUUCACUUUUAAAUAAAGAUGUAAAAUGUAUGCUGACGUCUUGUACACAGUCAUUACUCGAGGUAAAAUUAUUUACAAAUGACAUAAAUGAAUCUGAAAUUACUUCUACUAUGUCAGUUAUGGAGUGGACUGUUACAAUUGAUAGGUUUGAGUCAUUUAACGAGUUCUAUGUCAAAAGAGUUGAAUUUGGUUCUAAUAAUGACAUUUUGGAUAUGCAAUUAAAUUCUGUUGCUAACAACUUUGAAGAUUUUCCACAGCUGCCGCCUAUCGGCACACUAGUUGCAGCAUUAAUUGAUAAGAAUAAUGGUGUAUGGUAUAAGGCUGAAAUGUUGACCCCCGUUAAAACUAAUUUAGUUGUUCGGAUCAUUAAUGAUGACACUAUUUGCAAAGCGAUAAAAAUAAAAGUUCUACCAAGCAUCUUUUGUAAUGAAAAAUUAUAUUUUAAUUGUUGCUUGGAUCAAGAAAUUCUGGACAUUUUUAUUAAUGAUCCUUUAAAUUUUGAUGUUAUCUCAGAAAUGAUGAUGAAAUACAAAUGGAGAAUGAAAACAACAAGUAAUUCUGAACCAUAUAAAGUGACAUUGACUUAUAAUGGUAUAGAUUGUAUUGAUAUGUUAUAUACAAUUUUAUCUAUUGAUAACCAUGAAAUUUCUGAAAAUGAGCCACAAACUUCGAAAAAUGUAAUAAAUGAUGAUUUUACAAACUUAACUUUAGAAAAUCCAUCAAAUAACAUUCUGAAGAAAACAAGUAAUGAAAAUGAUUUAAUUUUACCUGAAGUAGAAACUGUGGUUAUCAAGCAUGUUGACACAUUUCAAUACUUUUAUGUGUACUCUGAAAGUUUAUCAAUGUUAUAUAUGUCACAGAUUAAUGAGAAUUUAGAUGUUAGCAUAGUUGAAUUAUCUUUAAAUGAUAUUAAAGUUGGUUCCAUUGUUGUUACACAUAGUCAUCAUUUUAACUGUUGGUGUAGAGCCAAAAUAGAAAAUAUUCUACCUAAUGGUGACAGUGCUAGUUGUUAUCUAAUGGACUUUGGUGACUAUGAAGAAUGUAAUGAAUUCUAUAAGCCAUCAGAAUUUCUUUGCAUGUGUCCUCCAUUGGUAAGACGCUGUUCAUUGUAUGCACCAAAAUUAGCUGGUCAAGAAAAUGAAAUUUGGUUUCCUAAUGUUAAUGAUAUGUUCAAAGAUAUAUUAUCAAUUGAAGGUGUUAAGUUUGAUAUGGUUAUAAAAACCCAGGGAGAUCCUUGUGUAGUAUCUUUACAGCAAGCAAGUUCUGAUGUUAGCGCAAUGUUGGAUCCUCUUUAUGUUCAAUUGACACAUGUUAAUUCUUUUACUGAUUUUAAAAUUAAAGCAAUAUCUAGCGAUCAAGAAUGUAUGACUAAAAUGUUGGACAGCUAUAUUAAUAAAACAAAAAAUUUGGUGCAGGUAGAAAACCCUAAAGUUGGAGAGAUAUAUCUUUCCAAAAUUGAAUCAAAAUAUGUACGUGUAAAAUUUGAAUCAUUUAGUGGUUCUAAGUAUGUAAUCAUUGAUAUUGAUAAUACAUUGAAUGUUUUGUCUGUAAUGAAUUUGUAUGAACUACCAAAAGAUAUACGUGACAUUCCAAUCUUAUGCAUGUCUUGUGCUUUAAUUCUCGAUGAUAAAGAAGAAAAGUAUAGUUUAAGUAUGUUCCAAAAGUUGGCAAACCCCCAAGUUACCUUUAUUAUGUGUAUAAUCAUAGAGAAUGAUGGUAAAAAUCCUAAUUUCGUUAAACUUUAUCUUGACAACAAAGAUGUUCUUGACUUUAUUAAAUUACAAUAAAAGAUAUAUUCAAAUAUGUUAAAUUAAUUUAAUCUCAUUUUAA